Anopheles maculipalpis is the source of this 1280-nucleotide messenger RNA. RefSeq names its product phospholipase B1, membrane-associated-like. The transcript has 6 exons. Gene Ontology annotation, molecular function: glycerophospholipase activity. Gene Ontology annotation, biological process: phospholipid metabolic process. Bases 1 to 1275 code for a protein of 424 amino acids. The record is from RefSeq and is a predicted model, not a curated record. Lineage: Eukaryota; Metazoa; Arthropoda; Insecta; Diptera; Culicidae.
AUGAUCCUUCGAUGUUCCGUGACGGUGUGCGUGUUAGUGCUCUUCCUGCUACCGGUAACGUACGGCCGGGCGAGAAGCCGGAAGGAUACGCACGUUGACAUAACUGAUCAGACAACCGUGCUGGACAGUGUCGGUAUGCGGGGCGUGUUCCGUUUUAUGCGCUCGUUUAUGUAUAACGUCGCCGGAAAGACUGGCCAGCGCACGCGUGGAUCCUUUCUUCAGGAGCGCAUCCCCUCCGAAGUGCCAUUUCCGUGUAACAUAACGCUGGGCAGGAGUGCCAAAGUGCCAAUGAGUGUGCACAAGCUGAGACCAGGAGACAUAAACGUGAUCGCUGCCAUGGGUGACUCGCUGACCGCUGCUAGCGGUGCAGCCGCGUCCAGUUUUGUCGACCUGUUCCAGGAAAAUCGGGGCCUCGCGUGGAGCAUCGGUGGUCAGUGGGACUGGCGCAACGUAACCACCCUGCCAAACAUACUGAAAGUAUUUAACCCAAAGCUCGUCGGUUACUCGCUCGGCGACGCUUACCCGUACCAUCGGGACGCUCAGUUCAACAUGGCCGAAAUUGGUGCCGUUUCGUACGACAUCCCGCACAUGGCACGCUCGAUGGUGCAGCGCAUACGGCGUGAUCCGCGCGUCGACUGGAAGCGCGACUGGAAGCUGGUAACGAUUUCGAUCGGUGGCAACGACUUCUGUACGUUCGUCUGCACCAUGCGCUACCCCGAACAGCUGCCCGCCAAGCAUCGGUUACGGCUCCAGCGUACGUUGCGCUAUCUGCGCGACAGCAUGCCGCGCACCUUCGUCAAUCUCGUCUCGAUACCGAGCGUGUCGACGGUGGUAAUGUUACGGCGGAAACCGUUCGAGUGCCAAUCGCUCCACAAUGGCGAGUGUUCCUGCUGGACCGGGAAGCUUUACAAUCAGAGCGAAGCGACGCGGGCAAGGUGGAAAAGGAUACAGAAUGAGUUUAUCAGGGUGGAAAAGGAAGUUGCGGAAUCGAAAGAGUUCCGAGGGCUGGACGAGUUUGCCGUCGUCUAUCAACCAUGGUCACUGAAUGUGUCGAUGAAAAUGAACGGAAAAGAGGUGGACUUUUCCCUUCUUUCGUAUGACUGCUUCCAUAUGAGUCAGAAAGGAAAUGCCUACGCCGGUGCCGCACUGUGGAACAACAUGCUCGAACCGGUGGGAAAGAAAACCCCAAACUGGCAGCCACUCAUGAAAAACUUCAACUGUCCCACCAAAGAGUCACCUUACCUAACCACGUACGAUAACAGUGGUCACAGCUAACCAGC